AUGGCAUGCGUCAGCGUACGGAAGAAUAAGGUUGCAGAAGUCAGUGUCGGGGCACCCCAUGUUGUGUGUCGGGCGUUGGCGCCUAUUCAGACUACGAGGCACGUGCGUUGCGUUGGCACGGCCAAAACGCUGAACACAAAGCUUGGUCGCCACGAGGCAACCUACGACCUACCAGACGUGGACUUGGAAUCAGUUGACACCGUCAAAACGCUCAGCAGAAAGCUUAGUUGCCAUGAGGCAGGUUACGACCUACGAGACGUGCGUUUGGCGCAGAUGGUAGCGUGCAUUGUAUUGCGGCUGCUGUGGCACGACGCAUAA
This is a messenger RNA of Eimeria acervulina, 318 nucleotides long. RefSeq lists its product as hypothetical. Bases 1 to 318 code for a protein of 105 amino acids. Lineage: Eukaryota; Apicomplexa; Conoidasida; Eucoccidiorida; Eimeriidae. Gene Ontology annotation, molecular function: peroxidase activity. The record is from RefSeq and is a predicted model, not a curated record. The transcript is spliced from 3 exons.